Messenger RNA from Penicillium verhagenii, 1662 nucleotides. RefSeq lists its product as uncharacterized. The transcript has a single exon. Bases 1 to 1662 code for a protein of 553 amino acids. Gene Ontology annotation, biological process: DNA-templated transcription; response to xenobiotic stimulus; regulation of DNA-templated transcription. The record is from RefSeq and is a predicted model, not a curated record. Lineage: Eukaryota; Fungi; Ascomycota; Eurotiomycetes; Eurotiales; Aspergillaceae. Gene Ontology annotation, molecular function: zinc ion binding; DNA binding; DNA-binding transcription factor activity, RNA polymerase II-specific.
AUGCAAGUUCUGAAACGUAAACGGGCCCGAUUGGCCUGCAAGCCUUGCAGGGAUCGAAAAAGGAAGUGCGAUUCGGGCGAACCCUGCGUGACUUGCACUACAUGGGGCUAUGAGUGCUACUACGAAGCCCAACCACGAAAGUCUCGAACAAAUGAAACACUCGAGGACCAAUCUGAGCCGCGCUCGUCUCCAAAAACAGCUGCGGGGCCAAGCACUGUUGAAUCCGAUCAAUCGGGCAUGGUUCGCCGCUUAGAAGCCAAUUCUGGCGCUGCCUUUGUGAGGAAGCUCGGACUUAAGAUCGAUCCUGCAAAGGCACCUAAGCUUAACCUCUUUGGUUGGAAUAUUGGCACUCGAAAAUUGUCGGCUCAAACUAUUCCCACCACAGGCGCUUUGUCAAUUAUUGAGAUCACCUCUCUUGAUCAUAUGAAGGCUUUGACUCAGGUCUAUUUUGACAAGGUCGAUCCGUGCUACGGGUUUAUUGAUCGUCAUGAUUUCUUCGCAAGACUUGAUGCACGCUGGCUAUCCCCACUGACUCCAGACAUCUAUGAUAGCGUUCUAUCUGGUGUCGCUGCAAUCGGUUGUCUUUUUUCCCAACGAAAUGCCUCAACCACGGAGUUGCAUUUGGUUCGAACCGCCAGUUACUGCUUGGAUAUGCACCGUCUGAGAGGUCCUCCGUCCCUCGACCUCUUGACUGGAUGGGUACUGAGAUCCAUCUACUUGCGGCUAACGGAUUCGCCGUACUCAACGUGGGUGGCCAGCUCAACCCUCAUGCAUCUACUUGAAGCCGCAGGCCUUCACCCCGAGGCACCCGAAAAUUCAGUUCUUCCCCACUGCGCUCAAUGCGAUCCCGAUCUCCAAAGGCGAAUAGUUGGCGUCGCGCAUCAUUUGAACAUGUGGACCUCAUUUGAUCUGGGUCUGUCGAGGGUUUCUUUCCAAAAGAACGAUCUGCCACUCCCUCCGUCGCCCAAACCAGGAGAUUAUACCCACGAAGUUCUCGGUCUUUUAUCAAUUUCAGUCAGUCUUGACCCGGCUACGUUAAAAGACGAAACCGAUCUCACUUCAACCUUAGCCCAGCUUCUGGACGGAACACAUACACAGCCCCCCUCUGUCCUCGCCCAAUGCAACCUCGCCCUUUGCAUUCUGCGACGCAUCCACACCCAGAAUUUGGAUAUUCCUUCAAGCGUAGCAGACCGUGUACUGAUAUUAUUGAAAAAAGGACUUGGGUGUGCAAGUAGUAUGGUGUUAGAAUGCUCACCAUGGCAUCAAGUGGCGAAUGUGCCUUUUCAAAUCAUCUGUGUUCUCCUCACAAUGGAUACACGAGCUUCGCUAGCUAUACUUCCUGAGGCAAUGCAGACGCUAAGCUUGGUUGCAUCUACCUACAACACGGAAGCUAUGGCGGAAGCCUACAGCACGGCUUGUUUGUUGAUUUUAUUACAUCAACAACGCAGGAAAGAUGAUAUUAAUGUUUUGGGAGAAGCACUCAAUGUUCACCAUCAGGCUACACCGAUCGAGUCUCCACAACAGUUUAACCCGAAUGAAGAGGAGUACUCAUGGCUGGGUGCACUUGUUGCCGAUCUGCCUGGGCUGCAACGCGUUGAUCUUGAACAAUUCCUUAAUGCGGAUCUGCUGGAUGCGUCUUUAUUUAUGGGUGGUGCCAUCUGA